Molecule: messenger RNA, 1002 nt
Organism: Balearica regulorum gibbericeps (East African grey crowned-crane)
Lineage: Eukaryota; Metazoa; Chordata; Aves; Gruiformes; Gruidae
Source: RefSeq, a predicted model, not a curated record
AUGGCUAUAGCUGCAGUUCCCGAGGCGGAAACCCGGCUGUGUGGCAACUGCAAAAAGGAUAUUCCUGUUGCUAAUUUCAUCGUGCAUGAAAUCCACUGUCGCAGAAAUAUCGAAAUAUGUUGCUUCUGCAGUGAAUCAGUCCCAAAGUCUGAAAUGAAGAACCAUAUUGAGUCUGAACAUGUGCAGGUUACCUGCAAGUGUCAGGUGAAGAUAGAAAAAAAUCUCUUGAAGGAUCAUGAGGCGUCAGCGUGCCCUCUGCGUCCUGCUGUCUGCCAGUACUGUGACAUACAGCUCCCUUUCAACAAGCUCCAGGACCAUGAAAUUUACUGCGGUGCGAGGACUGAGACAUGCAGGGGGUGCGGUCGUAACAUCAUGGUGAAAGAUCUAAAAGAGCAUCCUCAAGUCUGUGGGCAAGAGGUGAAGCAAGUCAGAGGAAGCAGAACAGUGCCUCGCUAUGAGGAUGCAGAUUUGCGUGCCACGCGAGACAUCAGAAACUGGCUAAGAUCAGGUAACUAUGCUGGGCCUUUGUGGGAAUCCUAGAAAGUGCCUCGCUAUGAGGAUGCAGAUUUGCUCCUAGAAAAGCAGAUUUAUAGCAGCUGCUUAGGAGACAAAACCCUUAAGGACAUUAGCAGAAGGAAUGUUUGAGCAGCACAAAGAAAGCAAAAGUGAGAGGAUGAACUGGAGCAGUUGGAGAGAAAUGAAAACACUCAUUCUUCACUUUAUGAAGAGUGGAACACCAAUUUAGACUACGUGUUGGCUCUUAGCCUGCAAAAUGAGAAUAAUCCUCACAAUAAUGCUGCAGCUGAAAUUCCCAGUGACUUCUGGGAAGACUACUACACCAAAGAGUCUGUGCCAUCGGCCUGUCUUAACGAAACAGACAAGUCAGAUAUCUUCUCCUGUGACUCUUUAGUGUCUUUCAGCACGUCAAACCACAUAAAAAAUGACGAGAUCAUCAUGUUGCCAUGUGAAUUUGUGAGGAGCUCUACCCUGCCGAAGAUCUGA